Molecule: messenger RNA, 6691 nt
Organism: Diuraphis noxia (Russian wheat aphid)
Lineage: Eukaryota; Metazoa; Arthropoda; Insecta; Hemiptera; Aphididae
Gene: ovo
Product: transcriptional regulator ovo
Biological process (GO): epidermal cell differentiation; regulation of transcription by RNA polymerase II
Cellular component (GO): nucleus
Molecular function (GO): DNA-binding transcription factor activity, RNA polymerase II-specific; RNA polymerase II cis-regulatory region sequence-specific DNA binding
Source: RefSeq, a predicted model, not a curated record
CAGUUCUUGCUUCUCCGCCGCCGCGUCUGUCAGACAACACGUCCGUCCGACACCCGACGACCGCCGCACCGAUUUCACCGACGUACCGUUUGGUCGUCCAUUGCAUUAAUAUURUUAUUAUUAUAAUAAAAAGUAAUUUUUGAUUUUGGCAUUUAUUUUUUCGGAUUAAUAUUAUAAUUGAGUGUAAUUCGGUCGUUUUUUUUUAUAUAUAUAUUUUUUUUUGUUUUUUUUUUUUUUAUUAAUUUUUACUACCGCCUGCAUACUACAUUGCAUCUGCCGUAGUCGUCGUCAAAAGUGUAUUCCUAAAAUAUAUCACUCCGCCCGGGCAAAACGAUUUAUCAAUAUGAAUCUGUUGCGGUGGUAUACGUGCCGCCGACCCGCUCUUUACGCACCUUACCGGCGCGGCUGACAGUUACACUCGUGGAUGCCACACUCACGGACGUAACGGUUGAUUUUCUUUGCUGAUAAAAAUUUUUUUUUUGCGAUUUUGUUCGUCCCCGUCGUGAAAAAACGUAUUUUUGUCGCCACCGUUACUCUAAGCCGUGACCUAGCCACCGCCGCCAAGUCAAAAUGCCGAAGAUAUUCCUCAUCAAAAACCGAUUGCACCAGCAGCAACAGAAACUGCUAGAAAACCAAAAAGGAAACGCACAUGUUUCCUCCGACCCGCUGGUACAGUCGCUGCAAAACUAUCAUAACGAUCACCAUCACCAUGGCCGAUUACCGUCACCGCCACCACCGUUCAUUAAGCACCACUAUCAGCCCCAUCAUCAUCAGCCUGCGCAGCCACCGCCGCCGCCUGCACCGAUAAGGCAGCAUUUGCCGCCUCCGCCGCCACCUCCGCCACCGCCACCACCGCCGCCGAAGCAGCAGCCGCAGUCCAAAGUCGUCCAGGAGUCACCGGUGCCGAAAACCCCACAAGAGAAAAUUGUCUCCAAGAAAGAUCCACYUAAAGAUGAUGAUGAAGAGAUUGACCGAGUUAAUUGUGUGGAACGAGAAUCACGAAGUAGAGCAGAAUCUCCAAACCACCGAGUUAGUCCRACGGUGUCUAUUGAGGCUCCUACYCCAAUCAUAUGUCCACCGUCCCCUGACUGGAACCCACCGCCAAAAAGACGAUUCAUAUCCACGUCAGAUGGCGAUAAUAUACCAUACGGUAGUAAAGAUAGUUUGCAGGUAACCCAUCGGCWAUGUGAACCAUCCUCUGUCAAAGUCGAAGAGGAAGCUGUGACUAGCCCAGAGCCUGAACCAAAGUUGCCACCUCCACCACCACCACCACCACCACCACCACCACCAAAAUGCCAUCAGGUAUCAGUAAUACAAAGAACACCAGCAGCCGUUAAAUCACCGUCUGUCUGUCCGAAAAGACCAUUAACACAGUCUCCGAGCACUGUCCAAGAACCCGAACAAGAUGCACCGAUCGAUUAUCAUGUGCCUAAAAAGGAAGCAGAUUUAGACUUGGAAAUCGUUCGAGCUAUCAAAAACAAAUUCACUAUUACGUUACGAGGACAGUUGGUUUCAGCGCCAAAUGGUAUUAUCACUGCCGCUGCUGGUCGAGGAAGGAGCAGUGGCGGCCAACAAGGGGGAGGCGGUGGGGGAGGUACAAACGGUGGUAGUACCAACUCUAGUUCAAACCGUGGCUCGUCGUUGCAUUCCUACACACUWGGUGGUGGUGGAGGCGGUGGUCCCGCCGGUCUCUUGGGCAGUGGUGGUGGGGGAGGUGGCAUGGCCCCAGGAGGUGGUGGCAUGAACCCUGGUGGCAACGGCAAACAUUUUGGUGGACCAAACAGUCCUGUUUCGCUGCCACCCUUUCACGAGAGCCUCAUAAAAUCGGGUGGCAAUUGCUACUCUGCUCAGUACAACAAUCAAUAUCAUUUGAUGAUGACCGAACAACUGUGCUUCAACAACGAUACUGGUCAAAAUCCUGUCACUGGUGGUGGUGGUCCUUUCUCCAUAGGAUUGGAAGGUCCACCGAAACAGUAUUCUAUGUUACAAAAUGCCUCGUCGCUAGGCAUGGAUAUUAAAGAGGACGAUUGUGAAGAUCUAUCGAGUUACGUAAAGGAAACAAAUAGUUUCGACACACUGAUGGCUGAUUCUGAAAAUGGCACAUCCAACGAUCCUUUGCAGUUUACUGCUACUCUUACUUUCGCGGGUCCUACAGACCCCGACUUCUUGGACAGCCUUAACGACGCCGCUGAACUGUUCUUCAAAGAGCCCCAAGAGUGCAUUCCUCCUUCACUGGUCGAACAACCUCUGCAUAUGUUUAAUGAACAUAGAAACGGGUUUUCCGAGUCACAAUUAGAGAAGCGCAAUUAUCUACAGCAGGUGAACAACAACAAUAAUGGACAGCCAGUAGCAUGCAGAAAUAACUAUGGAAGUUAUGAUAUAUCAAAAGACAGAUUAUCACAAAGCAGUUUCGAAGACUCCAACCAACAACUGCAACAGUUACAAAUACAAGUGCAAUUACAACAACCUCAAAACGUAGACGCAUGUGGACAAAUGAUGUUAUCACCGGGUUUGUCGUCGCUAGAGAUGGACUCAAACACGAGCAUGUCGGCUCCAUCACCUGCCAGCGUUAGUAUGGAUGGUACAAUGUCUUCACUUACGCCACCGCCUCAAAAUGGCAAAGAUUCCAGUAACUCCGCUUUGGAUGUCAGAGUACUACAACAUAGGGUGAGAAAGACCACCCCACCCGUAGGGAAAUCAAAAUAUUCUUCUUUCUCCAGUAAAUCAAUGGCAAAACUCGGCCUUCCUAAUGACUUGCCAUUCGAGUUUGUCAACGGUGGUCAUGGCAUCAAGAACCCAUUAGCCAAUCACGACACUCUACCCCCGCCACCCCCAUCAAUUCUAAUUAGAACACCAGAGCCAGAUAGAAGCAAUACUUCAGUACCUCCUGCAACUAUCGUAUCAGUAAAUAAUACUCCCGAACCAGCCGAAACAACCAAAAACGGUUCAAAGUUCUGUUGUAACCUGUGUUCUAAAACAUUCAACUUACAACGUUUGUUGAACAGACACAUGAAAUGUCACAGUGAUGUCAAACGAUACCUAUGUACGUUCUGUGGAAAGGGUUUCAAUGACACGUUUGACUUGAAACGACACACCAGAACACAUACUGGUGUCCGGCCUUACAAGUGUAAUCUGUGUGAGAAAUCGUUUACUCAACGUUGUUCACUUGAAUCUCACUGCUUGAAAGUGCAUGGUGUACAUCAUCAGUAUGCUUACAAAGAGAGAAGGACAAAGAUGUACGUUUGCGAAGAAUGUGGACAUACCACCAAUGAACCUGAAGUGCACUACAUUCAUCUCAAAGAGAAACACCCAUACAGUCCGGCACUACUCAAAUUCUAUGACAAGAGACACUUCAAGUUCACAAACUCAAACUUUGCCAACAUGUUGCUUCAAGUACGCACCUAAUAUUGGGCUGAUUGCAAUCAUAUUGCUAGACUGACCAAAAUGUUAAUCUAUUUUAACAAAAUAGUUUUAAUUACUUACACUACGUAGAACUUAUUUUUUUAAUAACAAUUUAUGCUGUAUUGUGGUUUGACUUUCAAAGAAAGUAAGAAAUAAUUUGGAGUAGAAAAUACGACAAAAUAUCCAUGCUUAAAUAUCUCUUACCAUUUUGUAACGACUCAAUUAUAAAAUCUUUAUGUAUAACAAUUUUAAACCUAUUUUAUGAAUUCGACUCUUUAUAGUAUUUUAGGUGYCGUAGUAAGCCUUUUAGUUAUUAUUAUAGUUGGCCAAUAUUUAAUGUAUGGCUCGUAGCACAGAAAUCUUUGAAAAUCCGCACUAAUUUUAUGUCAGGGUCUCUGAAMUUUUUUUCGAUUUUACCUCAUCUUGGUGAAUAUGGGUUUUGUAGAUAAACCUAUAGACAGUGGUUGAAUUGGGGGAGGACGCAGGGGGAYUGAGCUACUCUUCAUUUUUCUUCAAAUUAUAGCGUACCCCUUUAUUAUAUUCAUCAAGGAAUAUAGGGUUACUAUUAAAAUAAUUUGCUUAAUUGUUCAACUUCAUUUAGAGUCCACCUUUAUUUUUUUUCCAAUUCAACCACUGCCUAUAGACAUGUAUUGAAUGUAUUUAAUUUAUAAAAAAAAUUWGAAAAUAAUAACAAUAUUAGAAGUACCGCUUGUACAACUAUACUGUUGAUUAUUAUACAAUUGAAUGUACUUUAUGUAACGGUUCAAAUCCGUAAUAAAAUAUAAUCUUAAGGUACAAUAUUAUCAUUGUUAAAUUAUUCCUUUACAAUUAUAAGUAGAAACUUUUGGGUAUCUUAUAAACCAAAUCCACAUGAUCGUUAAUUUCGACUACUAUUUUACCAGUAGACUGAGAUAAUAUUGUUAGUGCUGAUUUUCAAAACACACAAUUUAAUAUUUAAUAUUUUUCCUUAUAAAAUUGUUUUGUUUUAUGAAAAGGGGAGAAAAAUAUUGGCCUAAAGUUUAACCUUACUACAUUUUUUAUGUGAAUUAUAUUUAUCGGUAUUAAAGACAUCUCUUCGAUUAUGUUACAAAAGCAUAACAAAUAUUUCUGUAGUAAGGAAUAGAAAAUCUAAUAGUUCAUUGUUACGCGUGAUUCAAUUACAAAUAUGGGAAAAUUAAAUUGUAUUUAAGGAUUUGUUUCUAAAUUUUAAUCUGUACCAAUGUACACAAACAAUUUAAAUUAAUUAAAAUUAAUUUUUGAGGUUUUUAAACGAAUUCUAUCAAUAAUAAUAAUUUACUUAUGGUCGUUGCAAUCACUUCGCUUUAACAACUGUAUGCUUUAUAGUAUUUUUAAGCAGUGCAAAACGUAGAUAGUGUAAUCAUUUGAAAAAUUUACUAACCAGCUAUUGAAUAUAUCAUAAAAAUAUAUAAUAUAAGUGCAUGGACGGAUAUUUGGUUGCAUUGUGGAUGGCUUGAAAUGUAUACUUAACAUAGAACCACGGASAAGUUAUAGUUAUUGAAUUUUAUGAGUUUCUUACUUUAUGACUAUAUUAACUAAAUUUAAAUACCAUUUCUAUCUGGGUACAGAUUUAAAAAUUUGAAAUUGUAAAAUGAUUGGCUACAUGUAUUUCUAUUAAAAGGAUUACUAAUAAUAUAAUUUUAGAACCUAUCUACUUAUUAGGUGUUGAAUAAUAUAUUUUUCAAAAUUAUAAUACAUUUAAUAGCGAUAUUAAYAAUUGUCAAUUAUAAUUACAUUUCAAAUGUGUGAAUGUUAUCAAGAUGUAUUAAGUAUUUAUCAUCUAUAUAAGAAAUGACACUACAAAGAGGGGGGGGGUGGUAGCAAAACCUUUCUUAACCAUUACAUACAUAUCAUCUGGAGACCUUUUAGUCUGAUCUUGCUCUGAUCAUCAGCCGAUGUUACUGAAGUUUCAAUAAAGCAUAACGAAAAAUGGGUCAACCCGUAAAACAGACUUUUAUAGGUGUAUAUGUUUUGGUUUACGCACCGUAAACGAUAUCUGACGUAUAUCAUUGAAUAACUAAAUAAGUAUACGCUUUUGCAUGAGAAUAUUAUCACAUAUUAUUCAAUAAAACUUAAUGUUAUAAGUUUGUAUAUUAUAGUGUCAUCUCCUUGAUGCUGUGUUAAGUUAAUAAAACACCGGUCAGGACAGAUAUAUAUUUGUUCACCGACCUUAAGGAUCUUCGCCAAAAUUCAACUUACCCCAUUUAAGCAUUUAAGCUAUUACACCAAAUGACACACCUAUCUAGUAAUAAAUUAUAUAGUUUUUCAUUCGACGUUAUGUCUACUGACAAAAUAAAAGGUACAAAAAAUGUUCUGAAAAAUUGAAAUCCACAAAACAUUUAAUACUUAGGCCACUAAAACUAUACUAGGGGGUUAUAUUAUGCAUAUAUAUAUAUUACACUCAAAUAUCUGAUUUAAGUUUGUAGURWUCUAAGUUUUAUGUUCUGAAUACAUUUUAUGCGUUCCACUAAAACAUUUCGAUGGCAAUAUACCUUAGAGAUCGGUUUAAUCUGCGAGGACUUGGUUACAAUUUAUAAGUUUCUGCAUAAUUCGUCGAUUUCGCUAAGAGUGUUUGGAAAAAAAGAAUUCAAAUCAUUUAAUUAUAAUAUUUUGACAAAGCCACGGUAAAACCUCAUUAAUGACAUAAUAUUUUGUUCGUAUAAGUCAUAUUUUCGAAUUAGUAGUCGUGACAUUCGCUCCAUCUGUGAUUUAUUUUAUUUAUUCAAAAAGCAUUUCAAAGAGAUAGUUUAAACUUAAUACGGAUAGAGAUAUUAGUAUCGGUGAUAUUUUGAUUUUGAAAAACGUGAUGGAACUCACGUCUGGUCCUUUUAAAUAUUUAUCGGAAGUGUAGGUAUUGAAAGUCAUUUGAAUGAGAGUAUAAAUAUAUGUAAAUCAGACAUGACAUUUCGUUCAGUCGUUCAGCCGUUGAUGUUGUUGUUUUUAAUAGAAAUGUUAAUAUUAUAAUAUUAUAAUAUUACAAUAUAACAUUGUGUUGUUUGGAUUUUGUAAAUAAUCAUUACUAUAUUGUUAAAUGUAUAGUUUUAAUUUUAGAUUUAAGUAGUAUUAGACACACUCACACAUGCGCACUCACACAUUUAUAAAYAAUAUACACGUUUACUAUGUAUAUUGUGCUUAGUUUAUAAUGAUAGUUUUAAGUAAUUAAUAGGUACAAAGGUGAAACGAAUCAAUAAAGUGAUUUGUAUUAUUAUUUAUUAACAGUAAUUAUUAUGAUGGUUCAUAUAAGGUACCUAUACCUAUAUUUAUGUAAUUA